Messenger RNA from Paramecium primaurelia, 198 nucleotides. NCBI's taxonomy places the organism in Eukaryota, Ciliophora, Oligohymenophorea, Peniculida, Parameciidae. The record is from the annotation of a GenBank genome assembly.
AUGAUAAGUUUUUAUGUUGAGGUAAGCUUUGAGGAAAUUAGUAAAUAAUGGAAAGCCUUGAAAAUAUUUACAUUUGCUGAAUCAUUAGGAAGAGUUAAAAGUAUAAUCAAUAAAUUAUUAUAUCUUAAUCAAAUAUUUAAUUAUUCAAUUACUUAUAUAGGUUUAAUUGAAGUAUAUUAAAUUGAAUAGAAAUUAUGA